GAGAAAAUGUGCAAAAUUAGGCGUGUCUCGCUCUCGCAGGCGCUUAUCUUUGUGUCGCGAGAAAUCGGACCUUGGCGGCCAGCAUCUGCUUGAUUGACGAGCGCUGGUUGGCUCGGGCGCUCAGAAUUAUACUUUUGGGUUGCAAGACAUCUGUUGAUAAACUGGGGAGGCAAUUUAUUAAUCUCGAUAGCAACGGCGGCAUGGCUGACGGUGGCGGCUAUUCAUAUAAACAUAAACAACACCCACCAGGCAUCUCUUUCAUGCUGCCGCCCGAUCGAGAGCGCUCAUGUCCAUGCUAUUGAAUUGAACUCCCUUCUCUCCCUUCGCCAACAUUCUCCUCGUCAGCGUCCCUUCCGUACCUCUGACAUCAAUAAUAAUGGACAAAGUCACGCUCCUCACGGCAUCCCGGCUCGAGCCCACAGUUGCUCUUCGGCCCCACUCAGCUCUGAUCGUCGGCCUUGGCAGGGUGUUUGCUCUUUCGCUUCAAUUACAUCAUCGUUUUCUAAACGUUUCCUUACUUAUAUGCCUGCAAUCUUACUUCAUUUCCUACGCUCUUCUCGCAGCAACCUCAUAUGCCUGCAAACAUAUCCUCUUCUAUGCCUUUAUCGCCUCCGCAUUCGUUCUCAAGCACGCAUUCGCCAUGUCCACCAAAGCCAUUUCCGACAUCUGGGACUCCAGAAGCGUGCAGAAAAUCCGCGCCAGGAUCUUUUACGAAUUUGCCGUCUUCAUCUUGGGCUGCGGAAACGCCAUGUUUCUCAUCAUCUUCUGGCCCGGCUGGCUUCUUCUCGGCGGUGCCUGUUUCGCCGCAUGGCAGUUGGCUGGCUGAUUGAUUAAAUGGCCCUUGCUUCUGUCUGGAAUAUCCAAUCAAGGGAAAAAAAAAAAACAGCAAUCGACAAACAAGAUCCCAACUCUCCAUAUCUCAACCAGCA
Molecule: messenger RNA, 929 nt
Organism: Trichoderma asperellum CBS 433.97
Lineage: Eukaryota; Fungi; Ascomycota; Sordariomycetes; Hypocreales; Hypocreaceae
Source: RefSeq, a predicted model, not a curated record